This is a messenger RNA of Acaulospora colombiana, 699 nucleotides long. Lineage: Eukaryota; Fungi; Glomeromycota; Glomeromycetes; Diversisporales; Acaulosporaceae. The record is from the annotation of a GenBank genome assembly.
AUGUCUACUGUGGGCAUACUACAUAAGUCGACCUCCAAGGAAAAUUUUCAAGGAACAGAUCACAUAUUUGGUGAAAAUGUUGGACCUCCUUUGCAAAAAGAUUUUAGAAAUGGAGAAGGUCCUGGCUCUCCCAAUCACGAUAAAUCUCACAUUUUCGGCACGAAACGGGAAGAUUCUGAGAUACUUUUUCGGGGCAAAAGUUCGUUGUGGGGAAACGGGACAAACGGGAAAGCUGAUAUACGAUAUGAACAAACUGGCGUCAAAGACGAGAGUGGAAAUGAUGCCGUUGAAUGUUCCAAUCGAGAAAAAAUUCGAGAACUGCAGUCAAGCUUGUGGAAAUUGUUCCGAGACAGUACCUUGGACGGCUCUGUAUGGACAAAGGAACACGUUCAAACGCCGUGUUAUCUUGUACUCCCAAACAAUGAAUCUAAAGUCGAACAUGAUCGUUUUUCCGUGUGCCAAGUGUCAGUUUGUGCGGGACUCGAUAUUAAAACACCGUGCAAUGAUUCUCCCAUUAUAGUUGAACGAAUAAGUGAAUCUGAUAGUAUUCGUGUGGCAACCUCUCUUCACCUUAAGCUCCAAACUGAAGAUCCUCAAGAAAAUUCUAUGAAAGAGCUUCAUUUUAAUCAUAUUAUCAUCAUCGGAAAACGUUAUUGUGGCAUGCCUUUUAUGGAUUGUUCUGGUCGCGUGUUUGAUUGA